CCAACAGGACGAAGUUGGGAGCGGCAGACCUCGGGGGGCAGCGGCGUUACCGCUGCUGCUGCUAAACAUGCGGGCGUCUCCCCAGUUGUCUCGCUGUCGGCGCCAGGCGAGAGGCGGGCAGCAGCCGAAGCAGCGCGUGUGAGCGAGCGGGGAGCUCCUCUCCUCUCACAAGGAUGCUGGGGGACGAUGCCUGGUGGCAGGGAGGACGAGAUUUGCCAGAAAGCGCUGAAACUGCUGGUCGAGCUCUGCUCCGAGGGGACGGUCGAGAACGACAGGUGCCUGGAGUUCAACUACUACCUGCGGGACAGCGGCAGACCGCGGCCCGCCGACGCAGAUAUCACAGUAAGUUUGCUGUCCUUAGUGGUCACCGUGUGUGGACUUGCUUUGUUUGGGGUAUCUCUGUUUGUGUCCUGGAAGCUUUGUUGGGUUCCAUGGCGAGAGCGUGGCCUGCCAGGCAACAAAGACAAGCAGGAAUCCUUAAACUACACAGACACAGAGACCAAUGACCAAGAAUAUAGUGAGGAAUUCCUGGGGCAGCCUACUUCCUACCCUGACUCUUCCAUGAAGAUUAGCCACACUUCUCCAGACAUUCCAUUGGAUGCUAAGGCAGGGACUAAGGAGAACUGUAUGCACAAUGUUCGGAUGCAUCGACAAAUCACAGAGCCAACUUCUUCUGCUCGGCACAAUUCAAUCCGACGACAGCUCAAUCUCUCCAACCCUGACUUCAACAUCCAGCAGAUCCAAAGGCAGGAGCAACUGACGGGGAUUGGACGCAUCAAACCGGAGCUGUAUAAGCAAAGAUCAGUAGACACGGAUGAUGGUCGGAGAAAUAAUAGCAAGUCUUGUGGGAAACUGAAUUUUAUUGUGAAAUAUGAUUGUGACUUAGAACAACUUAUAGUGAAGAUUCACAAAGCUGUCAGCCUGCCCGCAAAGGAUUUUUCUGGGACUUCAGAUCCUUAUGUCAAGAUCUACUUACUUCCAGAUAGGAAAACAAAACAUCAGACUAAAGUGCACAGAAAAACUCUUAACCCAGUGUUUGAUGAAGUUUUUUUAUUUCCUGUUCCUUAUAAAGAUUUGAGUUCAAGAAAACUUCACUUCUCGGUGUAUGACUUUGACCGCUUCUCCAGGCACGACUUGAUUGGCCAAGUGAUAGUGGAUAAUUUUUUAGAGUUAUCCGACUUUCCCAGGGAAUGUAAUAUGUGGAAGGAUAUUGAAUAUGUCACCAAUGACAAAGUGGAUCUUGGAGAGUUGAUGUUUUCGCUUUGCUAUCUUCCAACAGCUGGCAGACUAACUAUAACUAUAAUAAAAGCAAGAAAUUUAAAAGCAAUGGACAUAACAGGAGCAUCAGAUCCGUAUGUAAAGGUGUCGCUAAUGUAUGAAGGGAGACGACUGAAGAAACGGAAGACUUCUAUCAAGCGGAACACCCUUAAUCCUGUUUACAAUGAAGCCAUAGUCUUUGAUGUCCCUCCAGAAAACAUCGAUCAAAUUCACUUGUCUAUAGCCGUUAUGGAUUAUGACCGUGUAGGUCACAAUGAAGUAAUUGGAGUCUGUCAAGUGGGCAACGAAGCAGAAAGUCUUGGACGAGACCAUUGGAAUGAAAUGCUCUCAUACCCUCGAAAACCCAUUGCACACUGGCAUCUACUUGCAGAGGGCCCUCUUCAGCAGAAAUGUUCUGCAGGCCUUCUACGCAUUGAUGGCUGCCGAAGAGGCUUCUUCACUCUUUUAACCUAUUCAGCAGAAAUUUGGCAUUCCUGUUGAACCCUUUCUUAGCCAUUUUCUCAGGGGCCAUUCUGCAGAGUCCAGAGGGGUCAAGUCAUCCCCUUAAUACCAUUAUUUGACCCUCACCUUUUUCCCAUCCCCAGAAUUUAUAAAUCCCAACCCAUACAAUGCAAAACUUUCUUAGUUACAAAGGUACCUUUGCUUCUGAAGCUAUCUACCAUUUUUACUCUAACAUAAUCACCCAUGUUUAUCAGGAACACCCUUCUACUGUUAUUGGUGGGCUUUCAAGUAAAUUGCAUAAUUGGUCACAUUGUCCCAGUCAAGAGGAUAAUCCAUUUUGAUAUAAAUUUUGAGAUUCAUGAAAAUAAUGUCUUAUUUUUAUUAUGGCUAUUAUCAUAAAUAGAAAAUAUGGACUUGCCACAACCUACUAUCCAUUCAUUUAGUUGUCAUAAUAUUGAUAAACAGCUCGUGCUAAUUUAUAGUUUAUGAAUUACAGUGCAAUAAUAAUCUAGAAGCUUCAACAAACUGGACCUCUCACCCCUUCCAACCAUCAGGAUGAACUGCCUGCCCACAGGCACACACAAAACUCAGAAAAUAAAACUAGAUUAAUAAAGUUAAGUUUCCUUUGAGUCAAGCUUGACUCCUGGUGACUUCAUGGAAAUGUCCUUGUAACUUUCUUGGCAACAGUACAGAAGUUGCUUGCCAUUACAUUCUUUCAGGGUGGGAUUUUGUAUUAUUAUUAUUAUUAUUAUUAUUAUUAUUAUUAUUAUUAUUAUUAUUUCCAAGUCUAGAUUACAGUCCUGGUAUUUCCUGGAUAUCUCAUCCAAGUACAACCCUACAUAACCUUUCAGGAUCAGCAAAGAAUGGGUAGACAAUAGACCAGCAGACUAGACUGGCAUGAGGCAGCAUAAAAAUAUGACAGCUGGAAAUGUGAUAGCCCAGAAAGGCAGGGGAAGGAGUA
Messenger RNA from Candoia aspera, 2680 nucleotides. RefSeq names its product synaptotagmin 9 (gene SYT9). Gene Ontology annotation, biological process: calcium-ion regulated exocytosis; cellular response to calcium ion; regulation of dopamine secretion. Gene Ontology annotation, molecular function: clathrin binding; calcium ion binding; SNARE binding. The record is from RefSeq and is a predicted model, not a curated record. The coding region runs from base 187 to 1758 and encodes 523 amino acids. Lineage: Eukaryota; Metazoa; Chordata; Lepidosauria; Squamata; Candoiidae. Gene Ontology annotation, cellular component: dense core granule; plasma membrane; exocytic vesicle. The transcript is spliced from 7 exons.